UAAUUAAACCCGGCUCUAUGUAACUAGCUGCAACAGCGGUACACUGAAAACACAUCUCGUGCGAAGUACACCUAUUCUGUAUCACUUGCACCGCGAAAUUGGACACAACCAUAUUUACAAUUUAGGAAGAAAAAUGAAGUGGCUUUAUUUAGUCCUCCUCGGUAUCGUCUUAGUGCCGCUGGUUAUUAGUAAAGGGGACGUAGAAAUAAGAAUCUUGAGCGACUGGAAUACUGGCUUUGAGGGCUCCCUGUUGUACAAAGUGACCGAGGAAGUGGAUGGAGGCUGGGAAAUAACUCUCAGCUUUGAUCAACCGCUGAGAAAACUCGAGAUCUGGGAAGCUAAAAUCAAGUCGACAUCUGAAGACAAGAAAACUUUCGUUAUCAGUAAUUUUGGCUGGAAUACUCAUCUCAACGAAGGAAGCGUUCUGGAGAUGCCGUUUAAUGGUGUGAAAGGCGCGAAUGGUGGAAGACCGCACGUGACUGCCACGUUCCACGCAAGAGGUGACGAGGAAAGCGGAGACGGUGAUUUCAUGCUCUAGACAUGUGAUUGCAUUGCCAUGGGUGUGCCCUAGGGUAUCCCGAUGUUACCCCUUUUUAGGCGCAAAAUAUAUUGAUUAAAGGAUAAAGUAUCAAAA
Molecule: messenger RNA, 634 nt
Organism: Nematostella vectensis (starlet sea anemone)
Lineage: Eukaryota; Metazoa; Cnidaria; Anthozoa; Actiniaria; Edwardsiidae
Product: endoglucanase A-like
Exons: 3
Coding region: 134-538 (134 amino acids)
Biological process (GO): carbohydrate metabolic process
Molecular function (GO): polysaccharide binding; hydrolase activity, hydrolyzing O-glycosyl compounds
Source: RefSeq, a predicted model, not a curated record